Messenger RNA from Seminavis robusta, 402 nucleotides. The record is from the annotation of a GenBank genome assembly. Lineage: Eukaryota; Bacillariophyta; Bacillariophyceae; Naviculales; Naviculaceae.
AUGAAGGAUACAGCCAUGGAAUUGACCGGCGUUCCGUCCAGCAAAAGUUGUGGUGGAGACAGCAACGAGGUAGAACCACAGAAUCCCACAAGCAUGAUGAUUAGCAAGCAACAAGAGCAUUAUUGGGAAGGAACUUCUGCCUGUGGUGCAAUCAUCAAUGGCAUCCCACCACCUCCAGACACAUUGUCAAUGAAGGAAGAACGGAAGCAAACGGUGGUGGUGGUGGGCAUCUUUAGCGGUGUGGCCGGUCUUCUUCUGGUCGGCCCGGUAGUUGGUGUCGUUGCGGGCUUCACUUGCGCUGUGGUGGCCAAGAAGAAAUGGAAGAAGAAGGAAAAGAAGGCAUUGGCCAAAUACCAGAAGGAGCUCGCGGAAAUGCUCUGUCCUCCCAUGCAACGAUACUAG